This is a messenger RNA of Scophthalmus maximus (turbot), 4136 nucleotides long. It is a transcript of the gene inab, whose product is annotated as internexin neuronal intermediate filament protein, alpha b. Gene Ontology annotation, molecular function: structural constituent of postsynaptic intermediate filament cytoskeleton. The transcript is spliced from 3 exons. Gene Ontology annotation, cellular component: cytoplasm; postsynaptic intermediate filament cytoskeleton; intermediate filament. NCBI's taxonomy places the organism in Eukaryota, Metazoa, Chordata, Actinopteri, Pleuronectiformes, Scophthalmidae. The record is from RefSeq and is a predicted model, not a curated record. Gene Ontology annotation, biological process: intermediate filament organization. The coding region runs from base 258 to 1730 and encodes 490 amino acids.
CUCCGCACAAAGACCACGCGCCAACUGCGCACAUCUGGACCGUGUCAGGACCAAUGUUACCAAGUUGUAGUAAUUACCAACGCAAAUCCACCUCUGGCGCUGCAUUGAUGGCAUAUUCACACGAACAGUGCGCUACCUGAGCCAACUGGAACGGAUCGGUCCGGAUGAUACCGACGUGCAUUAAUUAGGGAUUGGAUCGGUCCCCCUAUAAAAGGGAGACGCGCCCACUGCUCGGCUCUGUCUCAACACAAGCCAAGAUGAGCUACGGAUCUGACGCCUUCUCCUCCUCCUCCUCCUCCUACCGCAGGAUUUUCGGGGAAUCUCCCCGUUACGCCUCCUCUCCAUCGCGGACGGCGAUGAGCGCGUCCUCGCGGGGAGGGUACCGGUCCUCCUCCGUGUCCCGGAGCAACGUCUCGUCCCUGGGCUCGUACAACAGAAAGUCCGGCCGCGCCUUCUCACCUAUGCCGCUGGACACCUUCGACGUGACACAGAGCACCGUCCUCAACAAUGAGUUCAAGAUCGUGCGCACCAAUGAGAAGGAGCAAAUGCAGGGGCUCAACGACCGCUUUGCGAUGUUCAUCGACAAAGUGCGCAACUUGGAGCAGCACAACAAAGUGCUGGAGACGGAGCUGGUCGCGCUGCGCCAGAGGCAGGCCGAGCCGUCCCGCCUGGCGGAGCUUUACCAGCAGGAAAUCCGCGAGCUGCGCUCCCAACUCGACGAGCUGAACGGGGAGAAGUCCCAGCUGGUGAUCGAGAGGGACAACAUCGAAGACGACCUGCAGAAGGUCAGGGGCAAGUACGAAGAGGAGUUCCGCGGCCGGGAGGAGGCGGAGGCCAUCCUCAAGGCGUUCAAGAAGGACGUCGACGAUGCCACAAUGGUGCGCCUGGACCUGGAGAAGAAGGUCGAAUCGCUCCUGGACGAGAUCAACUUCCUCAGGAAGGUGCACGAGGAGGAGGUGGCCGAGCUGACGGACAUGAUCCAGGCGGCCCAGGUGUCCGUGGAGAUGGAGGUGUCCAAGCCCGAUCUCACCUCCGCCCUCAAGGAGAUCCGCGGCCAGUACGAGUCCAUGGCGUCCAAGAACCUGCACUCCGCCGAGGAGUGGUACAAGACCAAGUUCGCGGACCUGUCCGAGCAGGCCAACCGGAGUAACGAGGCCAUCCGCCACAGCAGGGAGGAGGUGAACGAGUCCAGGAGGCAGCUGCAGUCCAAGACCAUCGAGAUCGAGAGUCUGAGGGGAACCAACGAGUCUCUGGACAAGCAACUGCGGGAGAUGGAGGACAGGCACAACGCGGAGAUUGGAACCUACCAGGAUAGCAUGGUAGAGCUGGAGAACGAUCUGAGGACCACGAAGAACGAGAUGGCUCGCCACCUGAGGGAGUACCAGGAUCUGCUGAACGUCAAGAUGGCCCUGGAUAUUGAAAUUGCAGCUUACAGGAAGCUCCUCGAAGGGGAGGAGACCCGCAUUGGGACGGGCAUCAGCUACUCCAGCCCCUCCCUCGGCGCCGGUUUUGGGCAAGGCUACAACUACCAGCCUCGCAUUUACACCAGCUCCGGCAAGAGCUCCAAGAAGGAUAAGGACGAGGAGCAGCAGCAGCAGCAGCAGCAGCCGCCAAGCAAAUCUGGAGGCAAGGUGACCCAGCGUGAAGUCUAUGAGGAGACAGUGGUCACCACUAAGAAGAUGGAGAAGCAGCAAGACCCCGCCGAUAGUCCCACCAAUCAGAAAAACUAACAGCCUAUACUGUAAGCCUGUUCUUGACCCCUGUAGCCUGCAAAUUCUCUCCCCUCUCCCAUCCUAAAACAAACCUUGAGUCUCCUGUGGGGAUCUAAGAUGAUACCCCCGGCUUUGCUUUCUUAUUAUAAGUAUAGUAAGCUUGCGAAAGUUUUUAACAUCUGAAAACGAGUGCAAGGUUUGUCGGUUUGUUUUAUGUUAGUUCAUUUGCUCCUUGUACCCUUUGUGUCCCCAUGUGUGUUCCCCGAAGCAAAUCCACUAGAACUCUACUAUAACCACCAACUCUAUACAAAAAACCACAGCACAGCUGUUCUCUCUUCUUCUCUUCCACAAACUCAACAUCAGACGAUAACAAGCACUUAAGUAGCAGCAACAAUACCAUCACACAAUAGAUAAAAACCUGUGGUCGUGCACUAUAACCACAAGCUGUGAGAUACUCUCGACACAUUCCGAUAGUAGCAUGUGUGUCUGUGCGCGCGCGAGUGUCACUGUGUGCACAAAAAAAGGACAAAGGAUUCAAAACACAUCGGCUGGUGUCUGUUCCUCUCCCUACAUCCACUUACACAGUGGUGAGAGUUUAGUGAGGAAGCACACAGUGUACUGUUGCAGGAAACCUGCCAAAAGAAGCUAUGAUAAUAUAUGAUAUGCGUUUCACUGAGCCAAGUCGUUUCUGAACAAAGUGUCUGCGUGUAUCUCUUCUUGCACAAUAGUUCUGAUCACAGUCAGCGCAUCAGCGGUUCGACUGUGGUUCAGUCGGCUCUGCAUGACAACAGUGUGAAAGGGGAUGCACGUCCUCAGGAGAGCACCGGCCCCUUUUUCAACUUCCCGGUUGAGGUUUGAUGAACUAAAGUCGAGUAUCACAGCUUUUUAAAUGAGACGAUUACUAGAGCAAAUGAGAAAACGGUUUAAAAAAACAAACGUCGCUCGAUGGAGCAUAAUUUGCAUGGUGUAUGUCGAUGUCAUCCUUGCAUGGAAUCCAUCAGCCCAUCGUUCAAAGUUCAAAGGUUGGCCAAUACCUGCGAGUCAUCAUGCACACUCAUUAGGAACUGUAAUAGACGUGGUGCUUGCUAGCCCGUGGGCUGGGUUCGAUAAUACUGCUAUAGAUCGUGGGACUGUGACGGGCUACGGAUGUCUGCUGUCGUUGUUGUGAAGGUAGCGAGGGUAGCUCCUCUUUAAUCCUUCAUGAAGGAUACAGGGAAAUAGGAAACUUAAGCAAAAAUGCAGAUUAUAUGCUAAGGAAGAGGAAAAUUUUUAUCUUUCUCUUGAUACUGUCCGGUCAAUUAGAGACUGAAUUGGAAAUUAUGCUUUGGCGCAAAUGCAUGAUAUUCUGUGCGAUCCAUCUGGGAAUGAUGGGCUGUAUGCAUAUUUAACACCAUUUCCCAUGUGCCACUGACGAUGCUGCUAGAAACAGAUUCAAGCCCCAGAAUUCAUACCAUAUCAUUCACCCUGAAGAAAAACACGCCGACAAAACUGAACAUUCAGUGAGAACCUGACAGACCUCCACGAUGUGUUUGAAGACAACUUGACCCUUUUCCUUUUCAACCGUGGCCAUGACUAGAUAAGACGCCUGUUGUAGUUUGAGCUCACCAGUAGAAAAAACCCUUCAGUGUGAAAGACUUGACGCUUGUUUUCCCUGCUUGUGCACUGCCAACUCGUGUAACACACCUAUCUUCUUCUCAUGCUGCUGUUCAUGGCGAGCCGUGCCCUUGACACACUGCACGCACAUUAAGAAUGAAAACAGAAAACCACUGACUGGGUUACAGACUGUUCUGGUUGUUUGACUGUUGUGCUGUUUUACUCUACACAGUGGCCUAUCAUACCUGGACUUUUUUGGGGGGGGGGGCAUUUUGUUUUAUGGGAUACUGAAUUCCAGUGAUAAGCUGAAUUAAAAACAAUCUCAGAAGUACAAGAACCUAUAGAUAAAAGCAACAUUUUAUAGUGUGCAGCCGUAACAAUGGGUGCAAAUGAGAACUCCCUUAUCUUUCCUCGGUAUAAACCGAAAGAGUUGAAUGUUUGAACAAAAAUGUCGCUCCUACUCCUACAGCACUGCCAAACUUCUCAAAGUGCACAUGCAACACAGGCUCAUGCAAAAACGCAAGCAUUUCCUAAAAAAUACACUACAGUAAAUCACCUGUCGCCGAUCCGAACCCGAGAAGCAAGACUUAGCCAUAGGACAAAUACUGUAGGAUGUAAAAAAUGCCUUAUAACACCAGCAGCUGUUUUUUCCUGGCCAUGUGUAUGAUUCUGCUCUUUGUGUGUUUAAUCAUUGUUAUCUCUUACUUAGUGUUUAUUAGAGCUACCAUGACUACAAAAAGCAUAGAGAUUGAAUGUAGAUGACAUGCUAUUCACUGUUAUUACUACUUAUGUAUUGCUGUAUGACACCAUAUCAAUAAAGACUUGACAUUA